This is a messenger RNA of Phycomyces blakesleeanus NRRL 1555(-), 558 nucleotides long. RefSeq lists its product as hypothetical. Lineage: Eukaryota; Fungi; Mucoromycota; Mucoromycetes; Mucorales; Phycomycetaceae. The transcript has 6 exons. Bases 1 to 558 code for a protein of 185 amino acids. The record is from RefSeq and is a predicted model, not a curated record.
AUGACACAAUACAUUAAAUGGGCAAAUACCCUCCCUCAAAAAAGUUCAAGACAUAGUAAAUUUAGUAAACGUUGUACUUGGUUCCUUUUUCUCUUAACACUUCAAGACAUGUCUAUCCAAAGAAAUAUGAUGGAGGUCGAUGAUGAAAUGUUAUAUUCUAAAUGUAGCUAUCUUAGCCCAUCAACCCGGAGCCUGGAAGAAUCGUACACUCAGACAAACUCACCUGUUUGGGAAGGAGCUUCAAUGUCUGACACUGAAGACGUUUCCGUUACCAAUGACGCGAUCAGCAAUGGCGACAAUGAUGACAGUGGAAGCAACAGCAAUAAAAUCAAUGAAAACGAAAGCGAAGACGAUAUUAUUGACCUCGACAGCAAUGAAUUGAAUAGUGAAGACCCUUUUGCCACCCCCGAUAUGCCCCGGAACCCAGUGCACAGGUUCAUUGCUACUUUUGUGGUGAUGUUCGCUUCCCGCUAUGUGAUUGACAAGGGCGCUGUUGUCUUGAUCGAGUUCAUCAACAAGCUCUUGACAAUUUACGAGCAGGAUUUCCAACUUCCUUGA